Molecule: messenger RNA, 3908 nt
Organism: Clunio marinus
Lineage: Eukaryota; Metazoa; Arthropoda; Insecta; Diptera; Chironomidae
Source: the annotation of a GenBank genome assembly
GGCUUGUUUGAAAAGAAUUUCGCUUAAAUCAUGUUUCACUCACUCGUCACUUUUGUGAUUUGUGGAAUGGUUUGCGUUCUUGUUCAUGGCCAACUUUCAGGGGAUGAAAAUUGUGAAACGUUGCCAUUUCAAUUGCAUUUAAUAAAAGAGGAAUAUGACGAACUUGGACGUCUUCAAAGAACUUGUGAUGGAGAAGUAACUGUCAACAAAUGCGAAGGUUUUUGCAACAGCCAAGUUCAACCUUCGGUUAUCACACCAACUGGUUUUCUCAAGGAAUGCUACUGUUGUCGGGAAUCAUAUUUAAAGGAUCGUUUGGUUACAUUAAAUCAUUGUUACGAUCCCGAUGGAAUUCGUUUGACAUCAAAUGGCAUGUCGUCAAUGGAUUUACGAUUACGGGAACCAAGUGAAUGCAAAUGCUUCAAAUGUGAAGACUCUCCUUUUAAUAUCAUGAGAGCCUUAAUAAUAUUCUUUUUCGCUUACGGAUGCUCAUCUUAUCAAAUAAAAAGUGUUGCAAGCGCAAGUGAUGAAUGUUCUCUUACACCCGUAAUUCAUGUUCUGCAAUAUCCUGGAUGCGUACCGAAACCAAUUCCAUCGUUUGCUUGUAUUGGAAAGUGCGGAAGUUAUGUUCAGGUUUCAGGCAGUAAAAUAUGGCAAAUGGAGCGAUCAUGUAAUUGUUGUCAAGAGUCGGGAGAGAGAGAAGCUUCUGUUUCAUUAUUCUGCCCAAAAGCAAAACAAGGCGAAAGAAAAUUUAGAAAGGUUUCAACUAAAGCUCCUCUAGGUAUAAAGAAAAAAAAUUACAAGUUUGGAAAAAUGACUAAUAAAAUUGAAAUAGAAUUCGCUCAACAAUCCAACUAUGAGGGCUCCAAAAUGUUUUCAUCAUUAGCUGAUGUCUUAGGCUUAUCAGUCGAUUUGCAAGCUAUUCAUAUUGCAGGACUUCCAGCUGCAUGUUAUAUCGUUAUUCGCACUCAAAAUCCUCAAAUUGUUCAACGAAUCGUGAUGGUCGUUUCAUUGACAUACCUCUCCUGCAUUCAUCUUCACCGUCAAUAUAACGAUUACGGCUCAUAUACAGUCGACAUUACCGGACCUCUGAUGAUCAUCACACAGAAAGUCGUAAGUUUGGCUUUCAGCAUUCAUGAUGGUUUUGUACGUGGAAAGAAGGAAUUGACAAAAAGUCAACAAUACCACAUGGUCGAAAAGGUUCCAUCACCUUUGGAAUAUUUUUCUUAUGCAUUAAACUUCCAAAGUCUAAUGGCCGGUCCCUUGAUCUUCUACCGCGACUAUAUUGAAUUUGUUGAAGGUUGCAAUAUUAUCAAAAGAACAAACACAAAUGGAAUGAUCGAUGAAACCAACAAGAAGAUUAUCCAAGAACCGUCGCCAGUGAAAGCUGUUGUAAAAAAAGUAUUUGCUUGUGCAGCAUGCGCUUACAUCUUUGUCAAGUUUAUUAAUCUAUAUCCUAUCAAAAAUAUAAAAGACGACGACUUUAUCGAAGGCAACAACAUAUUCUACAACUUUUGGUACUUGAUGAUGUGCACUACAACUGUUCGCUUCAAGUAUUAUUUUGCUUGGCUGCUUGCCGAUGCCAUUUGCAAUAAUGCUGGCUUAGGAUUUAAUGGAUUCGAAAGCGAUGGCACACCAAAUGCAUUGUGGCACGGAUUUUAUCCCGGAUAUUACUUGACGUUUUCGACAGGAGCUCUUAUAGUAGUAGCAGCUAGAAAGUCACGUCGAAUGUUCCGUCAUCACUUCCAACAAACUGAAAUGAGUCGAACAUUCUAUGACGUUUUGACUUGUAUUGUAACUCGUAUUUUUAUGGCCUACACGACAUUCCCUUUUGUGUUACUCGAGCUUGGGGCUAGUCUUCGUUUGUACCUGAAACUUUUCAUGUGCCUUCAUUUAAUCGCUCUGUUGUCCGUAUUCGUUUUCCCUAAACUUAUGCGAAAUAUUAGCAGUAGCGAUAAACGUUCAUCCACCGUUACACAAACGACCAAAGUUACCGAUGAUUCUCUUGGAAAGUCAUCACAUGAUGAUGCUGAACCAUCAAAAAACGAUGAGCUUUUAAAAGAUGACCGAAAAAUCGUUGUUGCUGAAGAUAAUAAGCAGCUUUCCGAUAUCGAUGAGUCGAGUAAUUCUAGCAGUUCAUGCAGUAGCUUUAGUAACAGUAUGAAUGAUAUCAGUGAUAAAAAUCACCAACGUAAAACCGAUACAAAUUACCUUCUCAAAGAUCUCAUCAAUAAAGAAGUGAACAAAAUAAAAGGCGAAACUGAUAAUUUAUCGAAUUUGCUGAAGGAAAAGAUUGAAGCAGCAAACAUUGAAGGAUUAAUCGACAAGACUGUGAAUGGCAUUGUCGAGUUGAAAGAUGAUUUGAUGAGAAUGAAUGAACCUGAAGUUUAUAGUGGAGGCGCAACUGAUGGACUAAGAAAGAGAAACUUAACGGCAAGUGACUUGGAAGUCAAUGGAGCUGGAAAAGUACCUGACGGUGUCGAUGCAUUUCUGAAGAAAGAAAUCGAUGCAAUAAAAGAAGCGAAUGUCAUUCCAGCUGUUCUUAGCAAUGGACAUGCCAAAUAAAAGCCGCUUUGUAACACAAGAGAUAUUGCAUUUGCAGUGGUUAAAAUGAUAUUGCACACAAAGCUUGAAACUUAUUUUUUUACUUUCCCUUCUUUCUUAAAAGUUUUUCUAAAAAUAUUCAGAAAACGAUUUAAACUUUUCAAUUUUUUUUUAAAACUAAACAAUCCUUAAACUUAUUUUCUUAUUUACAGUGAUGCAAAAAAAAGGAGAAAGUUUUUAUUUUUAAUGCAUGUAAAAACAGUGAUAAAAGAAUUAUGAACUUGCAAACAAACUCAAACGAGAAGAGGAGAAAAUCUUUGAAACUAAAUGAUAUUUAGAUAAACCAGAAAACAAAAUUGAUAUCAAAGCUUAAUAAAUCAUUCAUCACAAUUAGCAAUUGGCUUCCUGCAUAGACAUUUUAUGCAAAAUUAAAUCGAAAUGAAAAUUGUGCUCCAACAUCCAAAAUAUUUUCAUUUAUUCGACUUUUAUCUUCAUUAUUUGAGCUUCCAAAAUCAUGUGAAGAAAACAUUUAUUUAUAUUGAAAGUUCUGUUAAAUUGUAGCAAGAAUUUUAUAAAAAAAGACGAAGAACAAAUUCACAAUGUGUAAGCUUCCGUAACAAAAAUGUCAAAAUGAACACAAAUUAAAAUUGUAAAAUGUAAAUCACAACCAAUAGGUAUAAAAAUGUUAACUGAAGGAUUCCCGUUCUCUUCCCAGAUUUUUAUAAAAGUGCGCUUUUCAAAUGAAUAUUUUUGUUGAAUGUUCAAUAAGUCGUCCAAUCUUGAAUACUUGACUUUAUUUUUUUUACUUUAAAGCUCUAGUCGAUGGUGAAAAUUUUUUUACUUUCCCUUUUAUUAAAAGUUAAUUUUUUUAACUCCACAAAGCUAAACCAUCCUCUUCCAUCCAUCACUAUUUAAUUAUGAUAAAAAUAGUUAUUAAAGUAAAUAAAAUAAUAUGUAUCGGACCCAAUUGGCAACCUAAUCAUUAAACCCAAAUUUUACAUAUCCUCUGAAAAAAAUGAACAGAAAACGUUUAAAUAUUACUUCUGAAACAACCAAAUGUUUUUUUUCCACAAUUCUAUUGUAAGAAGAAGAGCAAGAAGCUGAAAUGAAAUAUUUAAAGAAGAAAACGAAAAUUAAAUUUUUAUUAAAAAUAAAUUGAAGUUAUAAUUUAAAUUGUUGAUUUCAUUUGCUUUUGUGUAUUUUUAAAAUUCCAGCCGACCAGCAGACUCGUAAUAACCAUCGUCAGAUUUUCCUAGUAACUUGCUAAUAUGAAUUUGUUUUAUUUCAUGUGUUCCGAAAUGAAAGUCUUUGUACUUUUCAAUUAUUUCUGUUGCAUUAAAAGCCCUUUUUCUUUUAGCUUUCGAUGU